Sceloporus undulatus (fence lizard) is the source of this 5252-nucleotide messenger RNA. It is a transcript of the gene AIFM3, whose product is annotated as apoptosis inducing factor mitochondria associated 3. The coding region runs from base 1254 to 3071 and encodes 605 amino acids. Lineage: Eukaryota; Metazoa; Chordata; Lepidosauria; Squamata; Phrynosomatidae. Gene Ontology annotation, cellular component: mitochondrion; cytoplasm. Gene Ontology annotation, biological process: execution phase of apoptosis. The transcript is spliced from 21 exons. Gene Ontology annotation, molecular function: 2 iron, 2 sulfur cluster binding; flavin adenine dinucleotide binding; oxidoreductase activity, acting on NAD(P)H. The record is from RefSeq and is a predicted model, not a curated record.
CCGGCGGGAAAUCUCUGUCUUUCCCUUCCCUGGCGGGAAAGAUACAAGAAGGAAAGGAAAGAAAGGAAACCGUUUCCAGACUUGGGGGCCUUCCAAGAUGCCUAGAUCUUUCCCUUGAGGUGCCUGCCUCACUUUCCCCAAGGGAAGGACCGGCCCCCCAGCAAAGCCUUCAGCUAGACCUUCAAGGAGACAGGAGACAGCCCACACGGUCCCUGGGCCUCCCGAUGCUCAGGCAGGGUUCUAGGCUACUCAAGACCAGCGGCAGGUUCUAGGACAGUCAAGGCCAGGUUCUAGCAUAGCCAAGGCCAGGUCCUAGGAUACUCAAGACCACGUUCUAGGAUGGUUUAAGGCCACAUCCUAGGAUAUUCAAGACCAGGUCCCAGGCUAGCGAAGACCAGAUUCUAGGAUGUCCAGACCAGGCCCUAAGAUAGUCAAAGCCAGGCUCUUGGAUAUUCAACACCAGGACCAUGGGCAUUCAAGACCAGGUUCAAGGAUAUUCAAGACCAGAUCCUAGGCUAUUCAAGACCAAGUCCUAGGAUAGUCAAGGCGAGGUUCUAGGAUAUUCAAGACCAGGUCCUAGGAUACUCAAGACCAGGACUUAAGAUAUGCAAGACCAGGUCCUAGGCCACUCAAUAUCCUAGGCUAUUCAAUGUUGGGUUCUAGGAUAUUCAAGACCAGGUCCUAGGAUACCCAAGACCAGGACUUAAGAUAUUCAAGACCAGGUUCUAGGAUCUUCAAGACCGGGUCCUAGGAUCUUCAAGGCCAGCUUCUCCGAUGGAUGCUCUUCUUCCCACCCUGUAUUGGAAAGGAGAAAGCAUUCAUUUCCAACCGCUUAAAUCCAGAUCCUGUCAGCGGGCUUCCUACAGGCAACUGGUUGGCCAUUGUUGGGACGGAAUGCCUUUGACUCGCCACCACUGGUUCCACCAUAGAAUUCCAUUCUAACUGCUGUGGCAACAUCCUGUGGAAUCCUGGGAGUUGUAGUUUGAGGGCUGCCGUUGGCAUGUUUCACCGAAAAGGUGACCAAAAGGAACAAGACAGAGCGUUCUUCCCAAAGGAAGGGGUCAUGAGGGAAGGCCCAACGUGGUGUUGACCGAUGUGGACCUCAGGGCCCAUUUUUAAGCAGAGGGCUCCACGCUGCUGCUUCGGCUGCUAUGACGGUGAACGUUUGGGACUCCUGACCGUUCCUUCCCCAGUCUGGAGGUUUGGGUUUCCUGGCUUUCCCUCUGGGACUCGCUCCUUCUGCCGGGCUCACCAUGGGUGGAUGCUUCUCCGAACCCAAGCCAGUUGAAGUGAAAAUUGAGGUCGUGUUGCCUGAGAAAGAGCGGGCCAAAGAGGAGAUGUCACCCAACGGCAAAGCCAGUCCCAUCAUCUACAAAGCCAACGGGACGUCGCGACAUUACCAACUGGAGGAACAUCCCAUCGCUAUCAACCCUUACCGGAACAUGAAGGAUGUGGUCGAAGCCUCCGUCUGCUACGUCAAAGACCUAGACAACGGACAGAUGCGAGAGGUAGAUCUGGGCUGCGGGAAGGCCCUGCUGGUCAAAGAAAAUGGGGAAUUUUAUGCCAUGGGUCACAAGUGUCCGCAUUAUGGUGCGCCUUUGGUGAAAGGGGUUUUGUCCAAGGGACGAAUCCGCUGCCCCUGGCAUGGGGCUUGCUUCAACAUUGGCACAGGGGACAUCGAAGACUUCCCAGGGUUGGACAGCUUGCCAAAAUUUCAGGUGAAGAUUGAGAAAGAGAAGGUAUACAUUCGAGCGAGCAAACAGGCUCUUCAGACGCAACGGCGGACCAAAGUGAUGGCCAAGUGCAUUUCUCUCAGCAACUACAGCAUCAGCAGCACCAAUGUGCUCAUCAUUGGGGCAGGUCCUGCUGGACUGGUGUGUGCAGAAACAUUGCGGCAAGAGGGCUUCUCCGACCGGAUUGUGAUGUGCACAAUGGACCGACACUUGCCCUAUGACAGGCCCAAGCUAAGUAAGUCGAUGGAUUCCCAUGCAGACCAGAUCGCUUUGCGCCCAAAAGAAUUCUUCCGUACCUAUGACAUUGAGGUCCUUACUGAAAUGCAGGUGGUGGCCGUAGAUGUCAAGAACAAGACCGCCGUGCUCAAGGAUGGCUUCAAGAUGGAGUAUAACAAGCUGCUCCUUGCAACCGGAAAUACGCCGAAAACCCUUAGCUGUAAAGGCAAGGAAGUGGAGAAUGUUUUUACCAUCCGGACAGUGGAAGAUGCCAACCGGGUGGUCAAGUUGGCCACCAGCAAAAAUGCAGUUGUCGUCGGAGCCUCUUUCCUAGGCAUGGAAGUGGCAGCCUACCUUUCAGACAGAGCUCACUCAGUCUCAGUGGUGGAGCUGGAAGAGGUACCUUUCAAGAAGUUCUUUGGGGAGAAGGUCGGGAGAGCCAUCAUGAAGAUGUUUGAGAACAAUCGAGUGAAAUUUUAUAUGCAGACUGAAGUAUCUGAACUACGGGAACAAGAGGGCAAGCUAAAGGAGGUUGUGCUGAAGAGUGGCAAAGUCCUCCGGGCCGAUGUCUGCGUCAUAGGCAUAGGUGCAACCCCGGCAACUGGCUUCUUGAAGCAGAGCGGCAUCCAUGUGGACUCCAAAGGUUUCAUUGCAGUGAAUAAGAUGAUGCAAACCAGCAUCCCCAGCGUUUUUGCAGCCGGAGAUGCCGUUGCGUUUCCUCUGGCGCUGAGGAACAACAAGAAAGUGAACAUUCCUCAUUGGCAGAUGGCGCACAUGCACGGACGGAUAGCUGCAUUGAACAUGUUGGCCCACGGGACCGAAAUCAGCACCGUCCCUUACCUGUGGACAGCCAUGUUUGGCAAAAGCAUCCGCUACGCAGGUCAUGGAGAAGGCUUUGAUGACGUGAUCAUUCGGGGGGACUUAGAGGAACUGAAGUUUGUCGCCUUUUACACCAAGAACGAGGAGGUGGUUGCUGUGGCCAGUAUGAACUACGAUCCCCUGGUCUCCAAGGUGGCGGAUGUCAUGGGUGCGGGCAGAGCCAUCCGGAAACGGGAUGUUGAGCUCUUCAUCCGCUACGGCAAAACUGGAGACAUGUCUUGGUUAACUGGAAAAGGCUCCUAACAGCCCUGGAAACAAGGGACCACUUUUCUACGGACUUGGUGGUAGCCAAAGGGAGGAGAUACCCACCAUAUGCCCUUCGGUGACUUUGAGGAAUCUUCCCCCCAGUCUCUCCCUGGGCCAGGUUCUUCUUCUUUUGCCUUCCCAAAUCUCUCAUGCUUGGGAACAUUAAUGUCAAGAGAUCAACCUGCACUUUAGUAGCUGCCUUCAAGUGGCUUAGGAAAGCCCAAAGACCAACCUCGAGGAAAAUGGAUAUGUACUUGUGGAGAUUGUCCAGGCAAAGAUGUAGUUACAGGGGGGCAAGAUAAGAGCAUUGCUCCCUGGAAAGAAGAAACCCCUCCAUGAAAUUGUCCUUCUUUCCCUACAUUGCUAGCCCUGCAUUCACUUGAAACUUCUGUUGAGCUUUCAGAAAUUGCCCAGCAUCCUGUUGGGAAGUUGCAUCAUCAUAAACUGACUUAUAAGCGCAUAAAGCAAAAUUGUGCCACUGUGCCAUGUUUGCAUUGUCGGGGGGCAGCCCAGAGAUGUAGUGCCAUCUAUGGGACCAUUGCACAAGCGGUGUCACCAUAGUGCCAUGGCUCUUGUUGGUCAGUGAUUUCUGUUGUUCAGUGGGCAUCCAUGCACAAUGGGUACCCUUGUGCAACAGGGGGACCGCCACACAAAGCACACCAUGCACGAUGGCACCCCUGUUGCGUAAGGGAACCCCACCGUCCAUCGUUGUAAUUCAUCGGCAGCAUUGCGUCUCAUGUCAGAGCUAUGUCAUUGCAAAUGCCUGCAUCAUGGAUCUCUGCUGUACAGCUUUGGGAUCCCAAGAAAAAAGGGACGGGUCAAGUGACCCCAGGGAACUCCAGCGCAGCUGAUAAAAGAGUUUGAGGUGUGAACAAUUUUCGGCAUCUCCCUCUCUGCAAUGUUAGAAAUUCAAGGACUGGAGGACAAUUUCAUGGAGGGGGCAGAGGUCUUAUUUGGGGGUACAAUGCCUCAUUCUGCCAUCCACCCACAACAACACCCCUGUAAAUGGCCCUUCCAGGUAAAGGGAGGAAUGGGGUUGGCUUACACUUUCUCAGGACAGGUGGAGAUGGUUGUGCUCCGACUCCAAUGGACUCCACUCUAGCUGCGAUUAUUCAUCAUUCACCCCAUGGGGAGUCUCCCAGGAUUAUUGGGUUGCCCUUCGCAGGCCCUACCUCCUCCAUGUUUGGACGAUGACGCUUUCUCACCAGCCCAUGGCCUGCUGUGGUUCCCUUGGAUCAAGACUUUCCCUGCAACGAUGGAAGCUGGGAUCUGUGUCAUGCCUCCUACCUUCAUGAGGGCCAGAGACCUGAGAGGCACCACCGAACAAGGCUGAGCAAAGGGAAAUAGGGCUGGCAGAAGGAGGGAGGUGGUGGAGACUGCUUGCCAUUCCUUGCUCCCUGUGUAGAAAUUUGCAUGUGGCCCAUGGUUUCUACAUUGCCCACUCUGGUCCAGCACCUUGGAUAAAUCUUUUAAAGUUUGGACUAAAACCCAGAGCAGGUCGUUUGUCGCCGCUGCCACGAGAGACACCUGCCACCUCUAUUGAAAUCUGAACCUCCAGGGCCCAAGCAUGAGGGUAUACUACAUCUCAUUUCUGAUCCGUCCAUAUCCCUGGGAGUGGAGUGCGGGGUUCAUAGCUACAAGCAACAGUUCAACCAUCUCAGUCCUCAGAGAGGACUUCCAUGUCAGGGGCUGGUGGUGAUUUUUUGCAGGAGUUUAUUUUGCAGUUGCCCUUGUAUGCACCCAGUUUCUGAUAUGCUCCACCUUCAGGGUGGGCAUGCCAGGUUGGGUGAUGCCCUUUCAUGCUAAGAAGCCGCCUGAUGGUUUUAGAAAUGUCUGUGGACAGGGUGGCCCCGGCUUCGACUUUUUUCCUUGGCUUUCGUUGUGGCUGAACAAGAGCCAAGGUCCUCGUGGCAUGUCCUGCAUUUUGUCUGCCCGUCUCCCUUUCUUGCAGCCUUCCCGCAUCCAACACCCCCUCCACAUGUGCCAUGCUAAAGUUCUCAUCAUCCCCAACUACAUGGGCAGUGGGCAUGGAUGGAGAUGAUGGUGGAUGUAGAGAAGGCUGCAUUACCUGGGCACUCGAAACACUUAUCUGGCUUUGUCACAAGUGUCAUGCAUGAUGAGCCAUCUCAGAACUUGCCCUCUUUUUCUAGGUUCUUAAUAAACUAAUAUAUAUUAUAC